AUGCUGAUCAAUGAGCAAAAGUUUGAUGCUGGAUUGACAUUUCAAUCAGGCUAUCCAGUCUUUAGCACGUUUUUGACGGCCAACCAUGUCAGCAAAAAGGAAGAUGCGGCUGCCACAGCAAAUCUAUCGGAGAACGAUAUCCAGGAAAUCUUGGAACUGGCCAAGGAUCCCAAUAUCGGAAACCGCAUUGUGCGGAGUAUCGCUCCAAGUAUCUAUGGACAUGACUUUUGCAAGAUGGCGCUGGCCAUGAGCUUGUUUGGAGCAGUGCCCAAGAACGUCAAUGACAAACACAGGAUUCGCGGAGAUGUGAAUGUAUUGUUGCUCACUGGUAAGGGCGCCAGUGCGGUUGGAUUGACAGCCUCCGUCCACAAGGACCCGAUCACCCGUGAGUGGACGUUAGAAGGAGGUGCUCUGGUCUUGGCGGAUAAGGGUGUUUGUUUGAUCGAUGAAUUUGACAAGACAGGAAUUGUGACAUCGCUUCAGGCUCGAUGCUCUGUGAUUGCAGCCGCCAAUCCAAAUUUUGCCAUUAGUCAAUUUGACAGAACUGAAUCUGGAUUUUAA
Molecule: messenger RNA, 561 nt
Organism: Seminavis robusta
Lineage: Eukaryota; Bacillariophyta; Bacillariophyceae; Naviculales; Naviculaceae
Source: the annotation of a GenBank genome assembly